AUGAACGCACCAAAUAGAGAUAACUUUAAUCUUCCUGAGGGUGUAAAGAAAAUCUCUUUUGAGGAAGAUCACAACAUCGAAAAUGCUGUUACUUUCAAAAUCGAAAAAGAAGACCAUACAAUUGGUAACCUAUUACACAGACAACUCUUAAAAGAGAAACAAAUCGUCUUUGCUGGCUACAAAGUGAAACAUCCGUUCGAAGAAACUGUGAUUGUAAGAGUGCAAACUACCAAAGAGACUACGCCCCAGACGAUGAUGACGAAGGCUGUUAGCGAUUUGAUGAGUGUAACUGGAUUCUUGACAAGCAAGUUUACGGAACAAGUAGAGAAGGCUAUAGCCAAAAGUCAGACUUGUAAUAAUACUGGCUUGCCGAAUCAUGAUUCUUCAUCGUACUUACCAAUGUCUCCAAUUGAACAACAGCCAUCAUGA
Molecule: messenger RNA, 429 nt
Organism: Ambispora gerdemannii
Lineage: Eukaryota; Fungi; Glomeromycota; Glomeromycetes; Archaeosporales; Ambisporaceae
Source: the annotation of a GenBank genome assembly